Molecule: messenger RNA, 2360 nt
Organism: Didymella exigua CBS 183.55
Lineage: Eukaryota; Fungi; Ascomycota; Dothideomycetes; Pleosporales; Didymellaceae
Exons: 5
Coding region: 43-1905 (620 amino acids)
Source: RefSeq, a predicted model, not a curated record
CUCCGACCACAACCGCCGCGAGCGACGACCACAACACCAACGAUGUCUGACUCCGACUCCGAAUCGGUGCUGUCUUCAGCGCCGCCCACAGAGGAUGAAAUGCCCGUAGACUCUGCGCCUGCAAAAGCCCCGAAGGCUGCAUCUCAAAGGAAGAAAAAGAGCGGCACUAUCUUGUCCUUCUUCAACAAACGGUCGCCGUCACCACCACCGAGGCAGCGUGCAGCGUCGCCGCCCCACGAAUAUGUUCCAGAAGACAAUCCAGACAUUGCUUUCAUAGUAAUGUUCCGAUCGCGAUUCAACGAAGCCUUCCCCCGUAAUGCGCCCCAUGUUGGGCCCCAGGACAUCGAGCUGGGCGUCGCAGAGGGCACACCGUCACCGGACGUUGAAGGCCUGCUGUGCGCUCUGCUCGGCCUGGUGCUGAAUCGCAAGAAGCCUGUUGAAAAAGGCCACUAUGGCCGCGCUCUCGAGGAAGCAAUCCAGACACAGAAAUCGCAGUGGCCAGCCAAAUGGGGCACUCAGAAUCCUCUCAGCGGCAGUCGCUCUUUCAACAGCAUGGCACCGACAGAGCGUAUCACCCUCCUCCACACCCUCUGCCUCUGGAGUCUGAACCAGAGCGAAGAAGUCAAGGCGAUGAUCGCGCAAGCCUACAAAUUCCGAACAACAAAGGACAAGCUCGACACGAACAUCCCUCUGUCGGUGCAACCGUGGGGCCGCGACGGAGAGAAGCGCCGCUACUGGCUGAUCGAGGGGCAAAACGACACGCACUUUCGUGUCUACCGCGAGGGAAAGCCACACACACCUAAGGCGACAUGGUGGAGCGUUGCCGAGUCCAUUGAUGAGCUCAAAGCGCUGGCAAAGGUGCUGGAAGAGGAGGAUGGUCACAGGGAGGCCAAGACGCUCAGCGAGCGCAUGAGCAAUGCUGUCCCACGCUUCGAGGCCUCGGAGGUGAAACGCAAACGACGCGAGUACCGUGUCAACCGCACCGUAGCCUUCACACGGCCCGAUCCUGGCUUCUCGCUCUACGAAGGUCGCACGCGCGGCAAACGGCUACGAUACACGUUCGACGAAGGAGACGACUUCGAUUCGGACGAUGCCCCCGUGCGCCGAUCAGGUCGGCAGUUUGGGCGAGACUCGUCGCCCUUACACUCGGGGCCCACUGUCACUGCCAGCGGUCGACAGGUGAGGUCGCGUGCGACAGGCACAUACGGCGAGACACUUCACAGCGGCCAAACAACAGACCGCGUGUCGCCAGCCAAUGGAGACUACGCCCGGUCUGAUGUCUCUGAAGACCCCGGGCAGGGUCGCUCGACACGCGCUGGCAAUCGGUCGCACUUGAAUCGCGAGAUGGAGUCGGAGGGAGACGACGACGCUACAUCCUGGGACGGUGGCGACGAGGACGAAGACGAGCCUGAGCAGAUGGACCUCGACGACGAUGAUGACGCCGAUCAGUCUUCGGAGAGCGAGGCGGAACCGCAGAGUCUCGUGGUCACCCUGCGAUAUGGGAGGAAGCCAGCCGGUCCAGGCAGCGAUACGAAACCUGACGCUGCGUCACUCAACGGCGCAGGGCAGCACGACGAUGUAUCCAUGGCAGACGCUGGGGUGGUAGUGCAACGCGCGGCUCCUGUUGCAGCAGCACCUUCGGCACCCGCGGCUCCUGUUGCAGCACUCGAACCUCCGGCGCCCGCACCGGCACCACUACCGCCCAUCAUCCCCACCGCCAUUCCAAAUGGGUUUUCAGCUCAGCAACCUGUAGUAGUGGAUGGGUUCUUCUCGGCGCCCACGCGGGCAUACGGCGCGGGUGAAGAGGUUGGCAAGCAAGAGUCAGAGCAGUACCACCAGGUGCAGGCACAGCAAGGACCGUUUGCGGCUCACACGGUGCCUGCACAGGCGCCGAACUGGCGGUAGAAGCACGCGACGGUGGAGGGAUUGUUGUUGGCGACUUUGCUUGGCGUGUGGACUGGAUGUAUUGCGAGAGCCACAAAGCAGACAAUACUAGUCAAUACACGAAAACGCAAUAUAAGACAAGUCAAGACAUGACGAUGCAAUACUAGUCAAGAGAAUACAAUAUAAUACUAGUCAAGACAAUACAUUAUGAUACAAUACUAUGCAGACAAGACGGUGCAGACAAGACGGUGCAGACAAGACGGUGCAGGCAAGACGGUGCAGACAAGACGGUGCAGACAAGACGGUGCAGACAAGACGGUACAAACUGCCUGGCAUGUAGCUGACAAGACUACUCGGGCAUGGCGCCGGGCAUGCCAGGCUGGCCGCUGUAGUGUCCGCGGCCACGCCACCGGGUACCAUCAGCAUGCUCGGGCGCAGGCGGGACAGCGACAUGGUCGUCUGGCACAUCUAGCUCG